Messenger RNA from Ceraceosorus guamensis, 873 nucleotides. RefSeq lists its product as hypothetical. The transcript has a single exon. The coding region runs from base 374 to 814 and encodes 146 amino acids. NCBI's taxonomy places the organism in Eukaryota, Fungi, Basidiomycota, Exobasidiomycetes, Ceraceosorales, Ceraceosoraceae. The record is from RefSeq and is a predicted model, not a curated record.
UGAUGCUUCUAAAGAGGAGGGCAGCGCACCUCGGGAAAAGUCAGAUGCACUUGCUGAUGCAGCCGGAGCAGAUGCAGCAGGACAAGAGUCCCAGGAGCAGCUCCGAAGCUCUGCUGGCCUUACGACGGCUACAGAGCCUUCUGCAACGGCCACUGCGCACGCUGAGCCAUCAGCAAACACAAGCUCAAACGAAUCAUCGCUCCCAGGCUCCGGUUCAGACACACCGCUGAGCAUGAGGUUGGUUGAAGAGCUCUCGCGCGAAUUGGCUAGGUUCAACCAGAGAUUCGGAGGUCUGCCCGCUUACGGUCUUUCUGCUUGAAUCUUCAAUACGAGCCCGACCCUCGUUCUGCCAGACGUCUUUCUCUAGAUCGUGAUGGACCACUACUGUACCGCAGAAUAUCCACCCCAUUCACACGUCCGAUCCGCGCGCAGCGUCGAGCAUGGGUUGGUUUGCGUGGACAAUCGACCUACAUCUGUUGCUCUUCUGAUCAGACCCCCAUAUGAUCUUGUUGUACUAAUACGAUACAUGUUUCUGAAGUACUGCCCAAUCAUUGCUGUAAGGACUCGUCUUGUGAUUCGCAAAUAUAUGCGUCGCGUCUGCUGUGAUUCGCUACACACAGACAGAUGGCCUGAUGCGUUACCGCGUGAAAGGUGUGUCAUCGCGAAGCUCUUCAAGCGAUUGCACCGUCGUUUCGAGUACCUGGCUGUAUCCUUUGUCGUCGCUUUGGAUGGUCGCCAUGAGCUGCUGCUCGACGUGACCCGUUGCAGACCAGGAUUUAUGCCAAGACUCUCUCGUCGAUCGCGACGAACGUGAUCUGGCGCAGCAUCCGGCUGUCAUGUGCAUGAUGGGUUGGGCUUGCACCAAGAAUCCUC